CUCUUCUAAAAAGCCUGAGCAUCUUGUUACAUUCAGAAACCCGGUCAUCGUCCGUCAUGGCUAGCAUCAUUGCGCGCGUGGGUAACAGCCGGCGGCAGAACGCACCCUUGCCGCCUUGGGCCCAUUCUAUGCUAAGGUCCCUGGAGAGAAGUCUUGGUCCUUUAAUGGCCAACAUGGCAGAGAGAAACAUGAAGUUGUUCUCGGGGAGGGUGGUGCCAGCCCAGGGGGAAGAAACCUUUGAAAACUGGCUGACCCAAGUCAAUGGGGUCCUACCAGAUUGGAAUAUGUCUGAGGAGGAAAAGCUCAAGCGCUUGAUGAAAACCCUGAGGGGCCCCGCGCGGGAGGUCAUGCGUUUGCUGCAGGCGGCCAACCCCAAUCUAAGUGUGGCAGAUUUCUUGCACGCCAUGAAAUUGGUGUUUGGGGAGUCUGAAAGCAGUGUGACCGCUCAUGGUAGAUUUUUUAACACCCUGCAGGCACAAGGGGAGAAAGCCUCCCUUUACGUGAUCCGUUUAGAGGUGCAGCUCCAGAAUGCUAUUCAGGCAGGGAUCAUAGCUCAGAAAGAUGCAAACCAGAGUCGCCUGCACCAGCUCCUUUUAGGGGCUGAGCUGAAUGGGGACCUGCGCUUCAGGCUGAAGAAUCUUCUCAGGAUGUAUGCAAAUGAGCAGGAGCGUCUCCCCAGUUUCCUGGAGUUAAUCAGAAUGAUAAGGGAGGAAGAGGAUUGGGAUGACACUUUUAUUAAACGGAAGCGGGCCAAGAGAUCUGAGUCAAUGGUGGAGAGGGCAACUAGCCCAGUGGCAUUUGGGGGCUCCCCACCCAUAGUGAUCGGUAAUGCCGACUGCAACGUGAUAGAGAUAGAUGAUACCCCCGAUGAUGACUCAGAUGAGGAUGUGAUCCUGGUGGAGUCUCAGGACCCUCCACUUUCAUUCUCGAGUUCUCCUCCCCCCAGACGCAGGGCCAGACCUCGGAAUCGAGUGCUAGUCAUUGAUUCCCCCAACAAUUCCCGGGCUCAAUCUCCUUGUACCAGCGGGGGUUCUGGGUAUAAGAAUGAUGGUCCUGGGGAUAUGCGUAGAACCAGGAAGCGAAAAUACACAAUCCGCUGUUCGUACUGUGGAGAGGAGGGCCACUCAAAGGAAACCUGUGACAAUGAGAGCAACAAGGCCCAGAUGUUUGAGAACCUGAUUAUCACCCUGCAGGAGCUGACACAUACCGAGGAGGAGGGGUCAAGAGAGGCCCCUGGCGAACCCAGUGACCCUUCUGAGCCACAGUGAGGUGCUAGUCCCCAGCUUUAAAUGAACCCUAACCUAUAUACAGAGUGCAGCAAUGGGAGAAAUGGCGGGUGGUGGUUCUAACUGCAUGAAUUAAUCCACAAGGUGGCUUUCUUUUGGGGUGGAAGACAAAGGGUCUUGAAUAUUAGCACAGUGGAGGGAGAUGGCCUGACCUCCGUCCUUGCUUCCAAUCCCCUGCUGCCCAAGGUCUACCUUCUGUGUGUGCCCCUUUCCUUGAUGGCUUUAUUCUCUUUGUGAA
Molecule: messenger RNA, 1524 nt
Organism: Eubalaena glacialis (North Atlantic right whale)
Lineage: Eukaryota; Metazoa; Chordata; Mammalia; Artiodactyla; Balaenidae
Gene: ZCCHC12
Product: zinc finger CCHC-type containing 12
Exons: 1
Coding region: 57-1268 (403 amino acids)
Cellular component (GO): nucleus
Molecular function (GO): zinc ion binding; nucleic acid binding
Source: RefSeq, a predicted model, not a curated record